This is a messenger RNA of Lentinula edodes (shiitake mushroom), 1478 nucleotides long. RefSeq lists its product as uncharacterized. The transcript has 4 exons. NCBI's taxonomy places the organism in Eukaryota, Fungi, Basidiomycota, Agaricomycetes, Agaricales, Omphalotaceae. Bases 83 to 1123 code for a protein of 346 amino acids. The record is from RefSeq and is a predicted model, not a curated record.
CCAUGAAUGAUGAGUUGAGUUAGACAGAAUGUCAAUAAGUUGAGAUAAGGAGGUCCGGCACAGGGAUCCCUGAAAUUUAGUGAUGCGGGCGAAAGCGAUUAUACCAAGUUCAAUCCGCAGAUUUAGCUCAGUCCCCACAAUGUUCUCUCUUAUAAUUUAUAUUUCUCCUGUCCGUCGGUUUGGAUUCGAACAACGAUUAGAGAGCACGUUAUACGUGUACUUAGUGACUUCCAGUCUACUGGGUAGUACAAGGCAGUACGUCUACCAGCGUCUACCAUGCGGCCAUCAAGCUUAUCCAGGUGCUCCACCCCGGCAGUGCAUAUGUACAUAUAAACAGCAAGAGCAGCCCUCCGUUCAGUGUUCAUCUCCUCGUUCACUCGUCUCCGACGUCAUAUCGUUUGGCUCUUCACCCUUCACCAAUCCACAAAACAUCUAUUCGAUGCGUCUCAUCGUUACCACGUAUAUAGCUCUUCUAGGGCUUUUCGCUGCAGUUGCUGUACAUGCUGCUCCUUUCAAAGCCUAUGACAACAAUUUGGUGAACGUUCGACGCUCUGGAGAGAUUAUAACCCUCUUGGAGUCUCGAGCUGAGCAGAGUCCGGGGGCUCCGGCUCAGAUUCAGCAGUCUCCAGAUGAUCACUCCAAGCUCGAAGAGCCCAAGACAAAGGGGGGCAGCAGCAAGAAGGUGCAAUGGCAUCCUGAUGUAAAAGAACCAACAGAAUCCAAGUACGGCAGCAAAAAGAUAAUAAUUACAUUUACUGGGGAAGCAGCUGGGUUUGAUCCCAAAGGGAAGCCUCUCGCGUCGUCGAGUGCGAAUGCUGCAAAGGCUGUGCACGAGCCUCAAGCUGUCGGUGUGCCUCCGCAAAUUAGAACUCGAUUGAAUGAAUGGGCGGAAGAUCAUUUGAUGAGAAAGGUGCCGAUUGUGUACAACGGCAAGUACAUGUUGGGGGACACCGAUGCAGGGUUUUCGUUCACGUAUAGGUUUUCGGGAGAUGUUCAGAAAACCGAGUAUCCUGCUAGUCUUCCCCCUGUCUCCCACUCGCCCCCCGCAGCCGCAGCCGCAGCCGAAGACUCCGACUCCUCCUUUGACUACCACCGCAAACAAUUCUCUUCCGAUUCCGAUUGAUUGGCGAAUGUGCAUUUCAUGUCCCCGAGUGCCAUUCUGACCACCACCACUAUGUAUCGACUUGCGGAUGUAACCCUAUGUAACCGGAAACCUUUAAAUCCAAGUUGUGCCGCGAUGGUCGAAUUGUUCCUGUGGAAAGGAAGAAUAUUCAUCUCUGUGUAUACUGGGAAUGUCAAUGUACGCUCGCCUGAUGGUGUAACCGUUUAACAAAAGUCGCUUUGGCUUGCAGCGGGAAACUGGACGCAUUGUUGAGAACCGCAAAAGACUCCCCUAUAUCAAUGGGCUAGCCUGACAAUUGGGAAUAGGAAAUCGGAAUGUCAGAGACCAAGGCAAUGGCAAUAACAUCAAGGGAGCC